GCCUAAGAAAGCGCGCGAAAAUUGGCAACCAACGAAUCGCCAUAGCCACGAAGAAGUAACCAUGGGCAAGCAGAAACAGCAGGUGAUUUCUCGAUUCUUCGCUCCCAAACCCAAACCCUCACCGCCGCCGAAUCAGGAAUCGUCAACACCGCCGCCGAAGAUUUCCGCCACCGUCUCCUUCUCCCCUUCCAAGCGAAAACUUCUCUCCGAUCAUCUCGCCGCCGCGUCACCCAAGAAGCCCAAACCAUCUCAAAACCCCACACCCAAACCCGACCCCAAUCUACACCGAAGAUUCCUCCAGAGAUUCCUAGAACCUCCACCGGAGGAAGAAUCUCUCCCCGUAACCACCUCGAUUAAGUACACGCCGUUGGAACAGCAGGUGGUGGAGCUGAAGAGGAAGCACCCGGAUGUGAUUCUGAUGGUGGAAGUUGGUUACAGGUACAGAUUCUUCGGAGAAGACGCGGAGAUAGCAGCGCGUGUGUUGGGUAUCUACGCUCAUAUGGAUCACAGCUUCAUGACGGCGAGCGUACCGACGUUUCGGCUCAAUGUCCACGUGAGGAGGCUGGUGAAUGCAGGGUACAAGGUUGGUGUGGUGAAGCAGACUGAAACUGCGGCUAUUAAGUCCCACGGUGCGAACCGGGCCGGUCCGUUUUUCCGUGGCUUAUCGGGUUUGUAUACUAAAGCGACGCUUGAGGCGGCUGAGGAUAUAAGUGGCGGGUGUGUUGGUGAAGAAGGUUUUGGUGGUCAGAGUAAUUUCUUGGUUUGUGUAGUGGAUGAGAGAGUUGAUAGGGAGAGUAAUAAAGGUUGUGGUUUGGAAGCGAGUUUUGAUGUUAGAGUUGGUGUUGUUGGUGUUGAGAUUUCGACUGGUGAAGUUGUUCAUGGAGAGUUUAAUGAUAAUUUCAUGAGGAGUGGGUUAGAGGCUGUGGUUUUGAGCUUAUCUCCAGCUGAGUUGUUGCUUGGCCAGCCUCUUUCACAGCAAACUGAGAAGUUUCUGUUGGGAUAUGCUGGACCUACUUCAAACGUUCGAGUGGAACGUGCCGCACUGGAUCGUUUCCGCAAUGGUAGUGCAGUAGAUGAGAUUGUUUCAAUAUAUGAAGAUCUCAGUGCAAGAAACAUAGAAGAUGAUAAAGAAAACAAGGUGGAGGCUGCUGAAGAGAAAAUAUCUCGCUUGACAGUUCAUACAAUUAUGAACAUGCCACAUCUGACUGUUAAAGCCCUUGCCCUGACACUGCGCCAUCUCAAACAGUUUGGAUUUGAAAGGAUCCUUUUCGAGGGAGCUUCAAUUCGCUCUUUAUCAAGCACCACAGAGAUGACUCUCUCAGCCAAUACACUGCAACAGUUGGAGGUUAUAAGAAAUAAUUCAGAUGGAUCGGAGUCUGGCUCUUUAUUCCAUAAUAUGAACCAGACUCUUACGGUAUAUGGUUCCAGGCUUCUUAGACACUGGGUGACUCAUCCUCUUUGCGAUAGAAAUUUGAUAUCGGCUCGCCUUGAUGCUGUUUCUGAGAUUGUUGCAUGCAUGGGAUCUCCUAGUUCUUCCCAGGUCAGCGAUGAGUUAGGUGAAGAAAGUUCUGAGAGAAAAAUUAUACCACCUGAGUUUUAUCAUGUGCUCUCCUCAGUCUUGACAGCUUUGUCUAGAUCACCUGAUAUUCAACGUGGAAUAACAAGAAUUUUUCAUCGAACUGCUAAAGCCACAGAGUUCAUUGCAGUUAUCGAAGCUAUUUUACUUGCGGGGAAGCAACUUCAACGCCUUGGCAUAAAGCAAGAUUGUGAAACGAGGAGUAUGCAAUCCGCAACUGUGCGGUCUUCUCUUUUGAGAAAAUUGAUUUCUGUUGUUUCGUCACCUGCUGUGGUUGACAAUGCCGCGAAACUUCUCUCUGCCCUCAACAAGGAAGGGGCUGCUCGAGGAGACUUGCUCGACAUACUAAUCACUUCCAGCAACCAAUUUCCUGAGCUUGCUGAAGCUCGCCAAGCACUUCUAGCUGUCAGGGAAAAGCUAGACUCCUUGAUAGUUUCAUAUCGAAAGAAGCUUGCAAAUCGAAAUUUGGAAUUUCUUGAAGUGUCUGGGAUCACGCAUUUAAUAGAGGUGCCUGUUGAUGCCAAGGUUCCUAUCAAUUGGGUGAAAGUUAAUAGCACCAAAAAGACUAUUCGAUAUCACCCCCCAGAAAUAGUAUCUGGACUGGACGAGCUAGCUCUAGCAACAGAACAUCUUGCUAUAGUGAACCGAGCUUCAUGGGAUAGUUUUCUCAAAAGUUUUGCUAGAUACUAUACUGAUUUUGAGGCUGCCGUUCAAGCUCUUGCUGCGCUGGACUGUUUGCACUCCCUUGCAACUCUAUCUAGAAAUAAGAACUAUAUUUGUCCUUUGUUUGUUGAUGACAGUGAACCAGUUGAGAUAAACAUACAGUCUGGUCGUCAUCCUGUAUGCUUCUGCUCUCACUUGUUAUUCUUUUCUCUUCCUUUGCCUACUCAAGUUGGGAAUAUAUUGUUCAUUGCUUUUUCAACAAUUUCCCAGGUUUUGGAGACUAUAUUACAAGAUAACUUCGUCCCAAAUGACACAAGCUUGCACGCAGAACGGGAAUAUUGCCAGAUUAUCACUGGACCUAACAUGGGAGGAAAGAGCUGUUAUAUCCGUCAAGUUGCUCUAAUUUCCAUAAUGGCUCAGGUUGGUUCCUUUGUACCAGCUUCAUUCGCCAAGCUGCACGUUCUUGAUGGUGUUUUCACUCGGAUGGGUGCUACAGACAGUAUCCAGCAUGGUCGAAGUACCUUUCUAGAGGACUUAAGUGAAGCCUCGCACAUAAUCAGAACCUGCUCUUCACGUUCGCUUGUUAUAAUAGAUGAGCUUGGAAGAGGCACUAGCACACAUGACGGUGUAGCCAUUGCCUAUGCGACACUACAACAUCUCUUAGUAGAAAAGAGAUGUCUAGUUCUUUUUGUGACGCAUUACCCUGAAAUAGCUGAGCUUAGUAACAGUUUCCCGGUUUCUGCUGGUACAUACCAUGUCUCGUAUCUGACAUCACAGAAGGAUAAUGGCGGGUCUGAUCAUAAUGAUGUGACCUACCUAUAUAAACUUGUGCGUGGCCUUUGCAACAGGAGCUUUGGUUUUAAGGUUGCUCAGCUUGCCCAGAUACCUCCAUCAUGUAUACAUCGAGCCAUUACCAUGGCUGCAAAUUUGGAAGCUGAGGUACGUGCAAGAGAGAGAAAUACAGUUAGUAGCAUAAAGCAUCUCAUGGAGUCACCGGGGGAACCAAAAGCACAUGAUGAACCCCCAGAAUCUCGCACCGAAGAAUCUAUGUCUGUUUUAGGUGAUUUGUUUGCAGACCUGAGAUGUGCUCUCUCUGAAGACGACCCUUCAAAAUCAUUUAAGUUGUUAAAAGAUGCUUGGAAGAUUGCAGAAGAUUUAGUAGCAAGGCAAAAAUAUUUAUGUAUUAACAAGAACAUCCCAAGGGAGAGAUGAGAAAUUCAGCCAAUCAUAAGUGCCAUGUCAUAUAUGUCUUAAUCAGAGUUUCUUUUGUAUCUUAAGUUGAUCAAUAUCUUCCUUUUGUAUAUAUAGAGAGAGAGUUUGCUUCCAGUCCUUGCUAUGAAAUUAUUCGAAGAUUGUUGCUAUAUAAAGCUUUCAAAAGUUCUUUACAUA
Messenger RNA from Brassica rapa (field mustard), 3628 nucleotides. RefSeq names its product DNA mismatch repair protein MSH3. Gene Ontology annotation, biological process: mitotic recombination; mismatch repair. The record is from RefSeq and is a predicted model, not a curated record. Gene Ontology annotation, molecular function: ATP binding; ATP-dependent DNA damage sensor activity; mismatched DNA binding. Lineage: Eukaryota; Viridiplantae; Streptophyta; Magnoliopsida; Brassicales; Brassicaceae. Gene Ontology annotation, cellular component: nucleus.